AGGUUUAGUUAGACCGCGACCCCCAUUUGUAAGAACUGAAGUUAUAAAGCUCAUCGCGACACAGAGCUCAGAUACGUCGGUACUCUCGCGAUCUAAAGACCGUCGUCAGAAAAUAUCACAGAAAUUUAAUUUUAAUUUUUUUUUUUUUAUUACCUGUGAUGUGCUAGUGCUGCGGUGAUGGCGAGUUUAAUAAAUUCUACUGCUACGCUUAUUGGUGAUGCUUAUGAUUUUUAUUUGUGGACGCUUUCUAUAUCAGAUGAAAGAACAAAAGGAUGGCUCCUUGUGGACUCUCCAGUCCCAACAUUGUUCUACACAAUGAUAUAUCUUCUAAUUGUCUGGGCUGGACCUAAGCUCAUGAAAAAACGGAAAGCGUUUAAGCUCACAUGGCUUUUAGUUCCUUAUAAUUUUGCAAUGACGGCGCUUAACGCUUAUAUUGCUAUCCAACUUUUUGUCGCUUCUUUCAAAUUAAGUUAUAGUUAUGUUUGCCAACCAAUUAGAAAUGUUUGGAAAGCUGAAGAAUUACAGAUUGCAAAUGCAGUGUGGUGGUAUUACUUCAGUAAAUUACUCGAGUUUUGCGAUACAUUUUUCUUCAUAUUACGGAAAAAAGACAAUCAAUUAAGUUUCUUGCAUGUUUAUCAUCAUUCAACAAUGUUCUCAUUAUGGUGGAUCGGCAUUAAAUGGGUGCCUAGCGGGUCUACAUUUUUACCGGCGAUGGUAAACAGCUUUAUCCACGUCCUGAUGUACUCGUACUACGGACUAGCCGCUUUCGGGCCAGAGGUCGCUAAAUAUUUGUGGUGGAAGAAAUAUCUGACGAUACUCCAGCUGAUUCAGUUCACAAGUGCUCUAGUUCUGGGGAUCAAUGGCAUCAGGUCCGGGUGCGACUUCCCGCUUUGGAUGCAGUAUGCACUUGUGUUAUACAUGAUCUCAUUUAUUGUGUUAUUUGGUAACUUUUAUACCAAGGCUUAUAUUGCCAAGGGAAAACAAGCAUAUUCAAACCAUCAAGCUCGAGUAAACGGCCGACAAAAUGGCGUCAACGGAGUUAAAAAAGUUCAAUAAAAAAAAGACAAAUUAAAUAAUAAUAAUAA
Messenger RNA from Cotesia glomerata, 1085 nucleotides. RefSeq names its product elongation of very long chain fatty acids protein 4-like. Lineage: Eukaryota; Metazoa; Arthropoda; Insecta; Hymenoptera; Braconidae. Gene Ontology annotation, molecular function: fatty acid elongase activity. The transcript has 7 exons. The record is from RefSeq and is a predicted model, not a curated record. Gene Ontology annotation, biological process: sphingolipid biosynthetic process; fatty acid elongation, polyunsaturated fatty acid; very long-chain fatty acid biosynthetic process. Bases 178 to 1056 code for a protein of 292 amino acids. Gene Ontology annotation, cellular component: endoplasmic reticulum membrane.